AUGGCCAACUUAUCCGCAGAGGGUGUGGAGACCGUCAUUCAGCUGAAGCAAAAAAAAGGCCGCCAGUAUCUGAGAGAUUUGCUAGGGUGGAAGGAGUUUGACGAAGUCCGGGAUUUGCGCUGUAGCAUCCAACUCGACGUCCAUUACCGCAGCCUCGUGUUUGCCGCUGAGAAAGGUUUGCCCUGGCCGGCAGUGGCGGAAGUGGGGAAGAUGACUGGGGAAAUACUGGAGGAAAGCAAAGGUUCUCCCAUUUCAGAGGCCAUCAAAAUCCUGCAGGAGAAACUUUCGGCCUUCCGAGUAAAGCUGCCCGCUUUCCAGCUGCGUGCCGUGUGCGAUUACUUCCAUAACACGUUCAUCAAGCACUACUGGCUCUACCAGUUUGUGUUGGCUCGGGAGAGGGACCGCCAUCAAAGGUUUGCCAGUCUCGAGGUUUAUGCUCCCCCCCAGCCUCUCCCUCUGACAGAGGGCCUGGAUCUUGAAGUCUGGAAGCACCAGCAGCACGUGGCCGCCCUCUCCGCUGCUGAAGACGAAAAGCGGGCCGGCGUGUUGCGCAUCCGAGAAGACUUACGUCUAGAGAAAGAGCGCCUGCUGCAGGAAGUGUACACAAAUGUCCAAAAGCAGAGAGGGGCCCUUAGCAAAGAGACCCUCAUGUUCCUUGUCAAAGAAGCCAUAAAGACCCAGAUCCAAAGCCUGCGUGAUAUUAUUCAGCAUGAGAUCGAGGUCACCUUUGAAAUCUUGCAGCUGAAGCUCCAGAAGAAGGCUUUGACGCUCAACCCACCUGCCCCGUAUCCUCCACCUCCCUGUCCUGAGGAGCGAGGAAAGAAAGCUAACAAACCUCCAAAGAAGGUGCAAGGGAAGCCGUCGGAAAUUAAGGACAAGGGGGAAUCGAAGAAGAAGAAGAAGAAGGAGAAGAAGAAGUGA
Elgaria multicarinata webbii is the source of this 921-nucleotide messenger RNA. It is a transcript of the gene C4H8orf74, whose product is annotated as chromosome 4 C8orf74 homolog. Bases 1 to 921 code for a protein of 306 amino acids. NCBI's taxonomy places the organism in Eukaryota, Metazoa, Chordata, Lepidosauria, Squamata, Anguidae. The record is from RefSeq and is a predicted model, not a curated record. The transcript is spliced from 4 exons.